GAAACUGUCACAGCGAUGACAGCACAUAGUGAGUCUUUGUGUGUCUUUUGUGUGUGCACCACAAAGAUGUUUUCAGUGCGUGGGCUCACCAUCCCACUGCCGGGCCAUUCCCCGAUUCAGUCCAGCUGGAAGAAGUCGACGACAUGGCACGUCGGAGCCAACUCGUCCUGCUGAUGUUCGCGGCCGCUGCAGUGAUGAUACGUGAAGGGGACGCACUUCGCUGUUACAAGUGCGCCGACUACACGGGCCGCUGUCAGAAUGUGCAGGAGUGCACGUACGAAGACGCCUGCUUGUCUUUGAGUGAGAGAGGCGGGAAGACCAUCCGUCAGUGCAUCAGGUACACCGACUGUGACAAUUCCCGCCUCAGCCAGAUGUUCCCCGCCAUGUCAGCCUUCACGUACCGCUGCUGCAGCAGCAACCUGUGCAACUCCAGCAAGGCCGUCACCAUGGCGACGCCCGUCACGCUCAUUAUCGGCUCGCUGCUCUGCAUCCUUGCGUGCUGGCUGUGAAGACGCCACGUAACCCCGAAUAAACAAAAGAAAGCCA
Messenger RNA from Entelurus aequoreus (snake pipefish), 546 nucleotides. RefSeq names its product CD59 glycoprotein-like. Lineage: Eukaryota; Metazoa; Chordata; Actinopteri; Syngnathiformes; Syngnathidae. The transcript is spliced from 3 exons. The record is from RefSeq and is a predicted model, not a curated record. The coding region runs from base 144 to 509 and encodes 121 amino acids.